AUGGCGACGCUUGUAACUGAGACAGUGGCAUCGACCGCUACCAUUGCAGAUAAUCAGCUCCAAGACUACAAAUAUCUUACUCCCGAAGAUGUUGAUCACUUCUUGACGAGAGGAUGGCUCCGAGUCCCGGGAGCAAUUAAGGAAGAAUAUAUAGACAAGUGGAUGCAGGACUUUUGGCCACGGGUUGACUAUGAUGAGCACGAUAAGUCUACUUGGCAUACAGAGUACCUGCAUCUUCCCCGCCACCGUGAGGUUCCUGCGGAAGAGUUCGCGCCCGAGGCUUGGAACAAGAUCAUCGAGGUUGUUGGUGGCGAAGAUAGGAUUGACCCUAUCCGCGAACGGUAUUACGGUGACGCCUUUAUUAUCAACUUUGGGACUGAGGAGAAAGCCAAACAGAAGGUCGACUCGCCGCCCUCAGAAAAGAAAGGCUGGCAUAUCGAUGAUGACUGGUAUCGGUUGUUUCUAGACUCAACAGGGAAUGCCAUAACCGUCAUCCACUGCUUCACUGACAUCCCACCUCGUGGCGGCGGAACGUACUUGGCUGAAGACGGUAUCAAAGGUGUCGUACAAUAUCUUUAUGACCAUCCUGAAGGACAGGACCCCCCAAUCGAAGGUGGAUAUUCCGACCACGUCCAAAAUUGCAAGCAAAUUACGACGGUGACGGCGAAGAAGGGAGACGUGUUCCUCCUUCACGGCUUUCUGCCUCACGUCACUAGUCCAAACUACCUUCAUUAUGCUCGCGUGAUCACCAACCCUCACGUUUCGCUCCACAGCCCGUUCAAUUUCAAUCGUCCUGAUGGCAAAUAUAGUCUUUUAGAGCAGGUCGUUCUUCGCAAUCUUGGCCGUGAUUCUCUGCCAGAGUGGAAACCUACCCGGGAGCGCAAGUUCUGGUAUCCUCGCAACGCCGGAUUCAAGCGUGCCAAAGUCGAAGGGGAAUUGCAGCGUAUGAUCGCCGCAGCUAAAGCUAAAGGCCUGGAUGAGAGUUCUGUCGGCAGCAUUUACCUUCGUCGAGGUACUCCUGAGUUCGAGGAGUUCGAAAAGCGUAAUGGGUUUGACAAGACAAUGAACCCCGCUGGCCUAAACAUGGUGCAGCAUCUACCCUGA
Molecule: messenger RNA, 1104 nt
Organism: Phaeoacremonium minimum UCRPA7
Lineage: Eukaryota; Fungi; Ascomycota; Sordariomycetes; Togniniales; Togniniaceae
Exons: 3
Coding region: 1-1104 (367 amino acids)
Source: RefSeq, a predicted model, not a curated record